AAUUGAAACCAACCCUAAGCUUCUUUUAUCUCCGCUCUAAAGGUAGCCCCGAUUAUUGCUGACUUAAGCAUCGGAGUGUCUACCCCGAGGACCCACCUCGGGGCUUUGCAGGUCGAUCCGAAGUGCUAAUACGGACUGAAGAAGGACUUCUGGUUUGGUGCAAUUACAUUUGGCGCCAUCUGUGGGAAACGAACUGAAAGCUUUCUUGUUGCUCUCUCAUAAUGGUUAACACUCGAUCAGUCCCAGCUGGAAACUCAUCUCAGCCUCUUGGACGAGGUCAACCCCCAAACAACCUUCCACCUCAGUUUCCACCUCAACUUCCACCUCAUAUCCCAAAUAUGUUCCCUCUUGUUGAUCAUGCAGAGGGAGGAGAUGAGAAUCAACCACACAACUCAGCUCACAAUUCUACUUCCACUGCCAACCAAGAUCUCUUAGCUCGGAACAACCCUGGAGAUCCCCUCAUCAAUCUCCUUAACCCAGCUCCACAGCAAAACCCUGAACCAGUUCAGCAUGCUCCUGCUCUUAGUGAAUCUCAGGGUCAAUCUCAUAUAACACCAGCUCAGCAACCCCUCCCUGAUGAUGUCACUCGACGUGUAGACAGCUUAGAAAGGCUAGUAGCUGAGCAGCGAGAUGCCCCACCUCCACAUCAUGCUGCUGACUCCAUACUUCACCCUCUGAACACCAACAUCACAUUAGAACCCUACCAUACUGGCUUUAGAAUACCUCAGCUGGAGACUUAUGAUGGGACGAAGGAUCCCGAUGAUCACCUGUAUGCUUUCUACUCUUCUGUGAUCGUAGGACUUAAACAUGAAAGAUUCAGAGAUAGUCUGCUCAAGCAUCCUGCCAUCGCCUUUAGUGAGGUGAAUGAUAGAUCCCUCAAAUUUAUAACUGCUGAAGAGUAUGCCUUGUCACAGAAGCCAACUCCCUCCAAGAACCAAAACCCAGACUGGCGAGAUGAGAAUCCGGACAGGAAACGGAUGAGGACAGCACAGAACCGAGGUCCAAUGUCGACCUCCACACAGAGAUUCGGAAGGCCGAACUCUACACCUCCACAACAAUCUGCAGGUAAACCUCCAGUUAAUUGGACUUCUUUUAAUUUGCUAAGGUCACAGAUUUUCAUGCAGAUCAAGAAUAAGAUGGAUUUAAGGCGUCCUGGCCCAAUAAGAACUGCUGCUGCUAGCCGAGAUCAUACUAGAUAUUGUGAUUUUCAUCAAGAUCACGGCCAUAUAACAGAGCAAUGUAACAGCCUCAGAUCCGAGUUGGAAAGUCUUGCCCAAAAGGGACUGUUGAAUGAGUACAUUCAGAGAGCUGAACAGCCAAGAAUUAUCCACAUGAUUACGGACGGCCUGGAGGCAAGUGGACUAAGCUCUAAACAGCGAAAGUUGUACGUCAGAGAGGUUAAGCAUCAGAACCGAGCUCAGAAACGGAAGUUUGACGAUGCUGAGUGGAAGAAUCAACCAAUUACUUUCACAUCUGCUGAUUUCGACACAGUCGUCACACCUCACAAUGACCCUUUUGUCACUUCUGUCAUGAUUAACAAUUGUGAAGUGCAGCGUGUCCUUGUUGACACAGGAAGUGCACCAGACAUCAUGUACUUCCAUUGUUUUGAGAGUCUUGGGUUGGAUCCAGGUUUAUUGCAGCGGUAUGAUAGUCUCAUCUACGGAUUCAACAACCAACCAGUUCCAGUUGAAGGAGUCCUAACGAUGAAUGUUGCAUUUGGGAGUGAUCGAAAUUAUGUGACUCCUUCAAUUCGGUUUCUAGUAGUCAAGAUGGCGUCCUCUUUCAACGUUGUUAUUGGUCGACCCACACUGACUGAAAUCCGAGCUGUGGUUUCCCAGUCUCACCUCUGCAUGAAGCUCCCAACUCCUAUGGGAAUAGCAACACUGUGAGGUGAUGAGCUAAAUUUAUAUACAUAUUAAUAGGAACUUUUUACUUUGAUAUUAUUGAUAUUUGGAUGAGUUUUAUGGGAUUUUGUUUAAUUUUACAUGGUUUGCAUUCUUUGUGUAGGAAAGGAUUUAAUUAGAAGAAAUCCUACUUUUAGAA
Rubroshorea leprosula is the source of this 2043-nucleotide messenger RNA. Lineage: Eukaryota; Viridiplantae; Streptophyta; Magnoliopsida; Malvales; Dipterocarpaceae. The record is from the annotation of a GenBank genome assembly.